This is a messenger RNA of Drosophila grimshawi, 1799 nucleotides long. RefSeq lists its product as uncharacterized. Lineage: Eukaryota; Metazoa; Arthropoda; Insecta; Diptera; Drosophilidae. The record is from RefSeq and is a predicted model, not a curated record. The transcript is spliced from 4 exons. Bases 156 to 1670 code for a protein of 504 amino acids.
UGAAAGAAUUUUCAGACGCAGUGCAGCUACAAAAAAAUAAAUAAACAUACAUUUUCUAAGCUCGUUUACUGGUUGUGUAUUUCUGUUUUAUAUUUGUAUUUAAAAAAAAAAAAGAGGAUAAAAAAUCUAAAAAAUAAUAUAAAAGUCAAACAAAAAUGUGGCCUCGAAGUCCGCGUCUGCGUUUAAAUGAGAUGAACUUGAAGAACGGCAAUGAUGGUGCCAAGAAGAGUUCCCCACGAGCACCCUACAGCAAAACGCUGCUCGGCUCUCAGCUGAAGAAGCGCCGCACCCAGGGCGGCAACAACAAACAGCGAUUGCAGAAGAAGCAGCAGCAGAGCGUUGAGAACAAGGAAAAUAUGCAGCUAAUCAGGCUGCCCAAAGCAGUGCCGCUCACACCCUCCUCCUCGGAUGCAUCGUUUACCACGAGUAGUAGUCUGUCCAGCGGGGCCGAUUCCGGCUACAGCAAAUCAGAAUCCAAGUUGCUGACGAUGCCUGCAUAUUUAACACUCAAGCGCCAGCACUCGGCGGCAAUUUUAAAUUUCCGAGCACGCAAGUCCGUGUCCCAAAUGGACUUCAAGGAGGCACGACGCACGGGCAGCUAUCAGUUGGCUCGUUGUGAUUCCAGACUUGGUCAACUGGGCAUCCAGGAUGCGACUGCAGUUCAGCUGUGCAGCCCACGAUUUAUGUUGAAUGGGGCAGGAGUGGUUGGAGAUCAGCAGGAUUUGGUUCGGAUUGCCAGUUUGCGCAUCUUCAACACAAUCAUGUUGCGCUCCUGGAGACGACGACGCGAGGAAGUCCGUCAUCUCGGCGAACAGGUCGAAGAUUUCAAGCGCAAUUUUGUCAAGAAUCGCAAUCAGUUGCAUGUUUACAACACUCUCUUUGCCGUGGAGAAGCGUCGCAAUGAUGCCCUCAAUGAUCAGCUAAAGCAAUCCUACAUGGACACUGCCCAAAUCAAGUUGUCCAAUAAUGAACUCGGUAUCCUCUUGGUCCAAGCCAAUAAGGAGAAGCUCAAAUUAGUUGAGGAGGUUGCCAGCAAGCAGCAGGAAAUUGAUAAUCUGCAAGAGUUACUACAAAUCACCAAGAAAGAUCUAUUUCAGACGCACACCUUGAAACGAGAGCAACUUGAGCAGCUGACGAGGAUUCAGCGUGAAUUCCAACUGGCCAAGUUUGACAUUGAGGAUCUGACUGGCCAGCUACUGGCACUACGUGUGGAGCUAAACCAGAAGCAAGAAUCAGUGAAUGAGAUGGGGGAGAAUAUAGAAAACCUGGCCGGGCAGUUAAAGUUGUCCAGCACUCAACUCAUGGAGCACAAGUACGAAACGGAGCAGCAGCUUAUCAAACUGAUGCAACACUCUGCCGAGCUCGAGAUGGACAUCAAGAAGAAGGAAGAGGAGUUGGUCACAUUGCAGAACUGUCUCGCUGCCACUGUGGGCCAUCGCAUCCGGCAGUGUUUGGCCCAUCGCCAGGCCUAUCAGCAUGCCACCUACAAUCUGAUGCACUUCGUCGCUUACUGCAUGUUGCCAGGCACUCCGCCACCUCCGCCUUCCUUGCCCCUUGCCAGCAUACCGUGUGCUGCUGUCAAGCGGCUGAGGGGGUUCUUCCAUGGAGUUGUCAAUAAUGGAGCAAAGGAGUCCAAGGAGUCAUCCGAAACCAAACGCGUUGCCUUUUAAAAUUGUUAGUUUUCUAUUUGUUUUAUGAUUUCAUGUUGUAUGUUUUUUUUUUUUGUGUUCUGCUCAAAUUUCAUCGAUGCUUACUAAUUUUAAUUCAAAUAAAAAUAUUAUUAUAUAUACACAAAUGAA